Molecule: messenger RNA, 1481 nt
Organism: Erinaceus europaeus (western European hedgehog)
Lineage: Eukaryota; Metazoa; Chordata; Mammalia; Eulipotyphla; Erinaceidae
Gene: FOSL1
Product: FOS like 1, AP-1 transcription factor subunit
Exons: 4
Coding region: 73-867 (264 amino acids)
Biological process (GO): regulation of transcription by RNA polymerase II
Cellular component (GO): nucleus
Molecular function (GO): DNA-binding transcription factor activity, RNA polymerase II-specific; RNA polymerase II cis-regulatory region sequence-specific DNA binding
Source: RefSeq, a predicted model, not a curated record
CCGGGAACUUCAUUCAUAAAAAGACCCGACUCGCGCCUGUGAGUCAGAAGCCGCCGCGCAGCAGCCCCGGGCAUGUUCCGAGACUUCGGGGGACCGGGACCGAGCUCCGGGGCCUACGGCGGCCCCGCGCAGCCCCCCGCCUCGGCCGCGCAGAAAUUCCACUUUGUGCCAAGCGUCAACGCCGUGAGCGGAAGCCAGGAGCUGCAGUGGAUGGUGCAGCCUCACUUCCUGGGGCCCAGCUACCCCAGGCCUCUAGCCUACCCCUCCUACAGCCCCCCACAGCCCCGGCCAGGGGUCAUCCGGGCCCUGGGGCCACCCCCAGGGGUGCGGCGGCGGCCGUGUGAACAGAUCAGCCCUGAGGAGGAGGAGCGACGUCGAGUGAGGCGAGAGAGGAACAAGUUAGCUGCGGCCAAGUGCAGGAACCGAAGGAAGGAGCUGACCGACUUCCUGCAGGCGGAGACUGACAAGCUGGAGGACGAGAAAUCCGGGCUGCAGCGGGAGAUUGAGGAGCUGCAGAAGCAGAAGGAGCGCCUGGAGCUGGUGCUGGAGGCCCACCGCCCCAUCUGCAAGAUCCCCAGCGGGGACAAGGACAGUGACUGCACUGGUGGCACCAGCUCCAGCAGCCCCCCGGCCCCCUCCCGUCCAGUGCCUUGCAUCUCACUCUCCCAGGGGUCUAUCCUGGAACCUGAAGCACUGCACACCCCCACACUCAUGACCACACCCUCCCUGACUCCCUUCACCCCCAGUCUGGUGUUCACCUACCCCAGCACCCCUGAGCCCUGUGCCUCAGCUCACCGCAGGAGCAGCAGCAGCAGUGGGGACCUGUCCUCAGAUGCCCUGGGGUCCCCCACACUCCUGGCUCUGUGAGGCACCCGGCCCUGCCGGGGGCCGCCUUAGCCACUGUCUCCUUGACCUUUGGGUCCAGCUGGCUGGACUGUGUCCCACUCCUGACCCCAGCUCUGGUUCUUCUCUGUCCCUCUGGAGGAGACUGAGUGUAUUUUUGUUCCCAAAAGAGCUAGCUGGGGGGGGGGGGGGCUCCCAGAGCUGCCAGUCGUGUCCCCAGAGCUGGUCUCUCUAGCAUACUUUGCGCUAAAUCAGACAAAAUAUCUCCCGCUUGUGCGAGAGAACUCCUGGCAGCUCCUGGGACUCUGUAGAUGCUUCCAGAACCUGAAUCCCCCUGCAGUCUUACCCUUACCCUUCCUUGUGUGGUCCAUGCAGCCCCACCCCAACAGGAGGUACCCCCCCCCCCAGCCUAGAACACUAACCCCCGACCCAUGUCAGCAGCACCAGUGACAGAACCAGGGCAGAGCCCGGCUCUCCACCUGGCAUCCGAGGCUCCCGUGAUGAGCUAACCCCUAAGUCCCAGUUCUGAGGAGCCUCAGGGCUUCCAAGCCUCCACAGCGAGGACAGCUGCUAUUUAUUUUCCUAGAGAGUAUUUUUAUACAAACCUGCCGACAUGGAAUAAAAGACUCCAAGCUCUG